AUGUCCUCGUUCCGAUCGCAAACUGCCAAGCUUCCCACUCGAUAUGGCAGGUUAAACCAGACACUCUCUGGCAAUCUCUCAUGGAGAGCCACAUCUUCUCUGCCCGGACCGUCGUCCGCUCGUUUCAAUUCCACCACGUCCGCUGCCUCCGCCUCGACAGCCGCAGCUGCCACCGAGACUGUGUCAGAUGCACCUGGCGAUCUCUCCGAUAUCUCCGCUACUGACAUCAACUUGAUUCCCGAGAAGGUCGGAUACCUCAAAGAGCUGGGGUUGGACUACGGCUGGGGUCCGUCGGCAAUGAUCGAAUAUGUCAUUGAGCAUCUUCACAUCUGGGGAGGAAUGCCCUGGUGGGCAAGUAUUAUUGGGGCAGGAGUCUUGGUCCGCCUAGCCUUAUUGAAACCAGUCUUGGGUGCUGCAGACACCUCCGCCAGGAUGCAAAGCAUCAAGCACAUCGUGAACCCUCUCCGUUCGCAGAUGAUGGCCUACGGCAAGGAAGGGAACCAGGCUGAGAUGACAAGGGCGAGAGCCGAGUUGCAGGACGUUCACAUUAGGCAUGGUGUCAAGCCUUGGAAAUCGUUUCUCCCCUUGAUACAGAUUCCUUUUGGAUUCGGCUGUUACCGAGUUGUCAAGGGCAUGACCUCGCUGCCUGUUCCCGGGUUGGCUUCAGAACAACUUCUCUGGCUGCAAGACCUCACGGUAGCUGACCCGUAUUAUAUUCUUCCCGCUAUCACAGCUUUGUCCAUGCAUCUGAGUUUCCGGAAAGGAGGAGAAUCUGGUAUGAACGAAAUGAGCCAGACAUCCUUUGGAAAAAUGUUUCUUUAUGGGCUGCCCGCAUUUUCAACUCUUUUCGUUGCCUUCUUCCCUAGUGCCCUUCAGCUCUAUUUCGUCGGAACGGGUCUUAUGGCGUUGGGGCAAUCGUACCUGCUUUCUAGCAACAGCUUCAGGAGGUUUGCGAACAUUGCCAUUGCUAAACCGUCAGCUUCAGGAGGCUCUGCAGGACAGGGGCAAUCGGAGCAGAGCAAGGCAAUUCGCAUGCUUAGCGAUGCCAUUACGGCAGAAAAGGCCAAGAUGAAGACAGAGAGCCCGUCAGCAGACCUCAGCUUCAUUGACCGUGCUCUGAAUUCUAUCAAGGAAUCUAAGCAAAAUAUCACGCGUGAUGCCACAGAGAAGCUCAACGAUAUGCGCGGCAACCCCUCCAAGAAUCCAGAUGGGUCGCCUGUGGCUCCACCCAGACUCAGCGAGAAGGAUCUCAAGACAGCAGCUGACUAUGAAAAGAGACGGAAUGAGGAGGAAGAAUGGAAGCGGGAAGAGAGAAACCACGCUCGGAGACAGGCCUAUAUGCAAGCUAUGGAGAAUGAGAGGGAGAAGGCCCGUUCAUCGCUCAAGAGCAAGCAAAGGUGA
Aspergillus wentii DTO 134E9 is the source of this 1401-nucleotide messenger RNA. RefSeq names its product membrane insertase OXA1. Lineage: Eukaryota; Fungi; Ascomycota; Eurotiomycetes; Eurotiales; Aspergillaceae. Gene Ontology annotation, biological process: protein insertion into mitochondrial inner membrane from matrix; mitochondrial respiratory chain complex IV assembly. Gene Ontology annotation, cellular component: mitochondrial inner membrane. The record is from RefSeq and is a predicted model, not a curated record. Gene Ontology annotation, molecular function: membrane insertase activity. The coding region runs from base 1 to 1401 and encodes 466 amino acids. The transcript has 2 exons.